AUGGAGACGUAUGGAAAGUUGAACAAGAAGCAGAAGCUGAGCAAUGCGGUGCAGAACUGGGGAACACAGCGUGCCACAAACGUUACCUAUCAAGCGCACCAUGUCAGCAGGAACAAACGCGGGCAAGUGGUGGGCACGAGAGGCGGCUUCAGAGGAUGCACUGUAUGGCUCACUGGUUUGUCUGGCGCCGGAAAGACAACAGUUAGCAUGGCCCUGGAGGAGUACCUGGUCUGCCACGGCAUUCCUUGCUACACACUGGAUGGUGACAACAUCCGCCAAGGCCUCAACAAGAAUCUGGGCUUCAGCCCUGAAGACCGCGAGGAGAACAUCCGGCGCAUCGCGGAGGUGGCGCGGCUCUUUGCUGACGCCGGCCUGGUCUGCCUAGCCAGCUUCAUCUCCCCAUAUGGCAGGGAUCGUCUUAACGCCAGGAAGAUCCACGAAGUAGCUGGGUUGCCUUUCUUCGAAGUGUUUGUGGACGCGCCGCUGGAUGUGUGCGAGCAGAGAGACGUCAAGGGCCUAUACAAGAGAGCCAGAGCGGGCGAAAUAAGAGGCUUCACCGGAAUCGAUUCUGAGUACGAGAAACCGGAAGCACCCGAGUUAGUGCUGAAAACCGAUUCUUGCAGCGUGAACGAGUGCAUCCAGCAGCUGGUCGACCUGCUUCAGGAGAGGGACAUUGUACCGGUGGACGCGUCCUACGAGGUUAAAGAGUUAUACGUUCAAGAGAACAAAUUGGACCUUGCCAAGGCUGAUGCGGAGACGCUGCCCGCUUUUCAGAUUGGAAAGGUUGACAUGCAGUGGGUCCAAGUGCUGGCUGAAGGCUGGGCCACACCACUCAAUGGCUUCAUGAGGGAGCGAGAGUAUCUUCAGUGUCUCCAUUUUGACUGCUUGCUAGAUGGUGGUGUAAUCAACCUUUCGGUGCCAGUGGUGUUGCCGUUAUCUUCAGAAGACAAAGAGCGUCUGGAUGGCGUGACCGCAAUGGCGCUGGUUUACGAAGGCAGGCGAGUGGCCAUACUUCGCAACCCCGAGUUCUACGAGCACCGCAAGGAGGAGCGCUGCGCCCGCCAAUGGGGCACCACCUGCAAGAACCAUCCCUACAUCAAGAUGGUGAUGGAAAGCGGCGACUGGCUCGUCGGCGGCGACCUGCAGGUCCUCGAUAGAAUCUAUUGGAAUGACGGACUGGACCAGUACAGACUGACGCCCACCGAGCUUAAACAGAAGUUUAAAGAAAUGAAUGCAGACGCUGUGUUCGCCUUCCAGCUGCGCAACCCGGUUCACAACGGUCACGCCCUGCUGAUGCAGGACACCCAUAAGCGUCUCACGGAGCGUGGGUACCGCCGACCCGUGCUCUUGCUGCACCCGCUAGGCGGCUGGACCAAAGACGAUGAUGUGCCACUGCCGUGGCGCAUGAGGCAGCAUGCCGCCGUGCUGGAGGAAGGGGUCCUUAACCCGGAAUCCACCAUUGUUGCCAUCUUCCCCUCGCCCAUGAUGUACGCCGGGCCCACUGAGGUACAGUGGCACUGUCGCGCUCGAAUGGUGGCCGGCGCGAACUUCUACAUCGUGGGGCGUGACCCCGCCGGCAUGCCACAUCCCGACACGGGGAAAGACCUGUACGAACCCACACACGGGGCCAAAGUCCUUACCAUGGCUCCGGGCCUCAUUACCUUGGAGAUUGUUCCCUUUAAGGUCGCCGCUUACAACAAAGUCAAAAAAGCCAUGGACUUCUACGAACCUAAAAACCAUCAAGACUACGACUUCAUCUCGGGCACACGCAUGCGCACGAUGGCCCGCCAAGGCGACAACCCCCCAGACGGUUUCAUGGCACCGAAGGCCUGGGCCGUGCUCAAAGAAUACUACAAGUCCCUGGAGAAGCCAGAGAAGGAUCCCCAUGUGCUGUCUGUCCUUGUUGCGUCUUUGUGUUCUAACCCCAUGUCUGUGUCCAUGCUCCAAUUGAGCCUGUAUCCCACCAACUUGGAGCCUUACCUGGGCUCCAAGUUGGCCAUCUACACUGGACCUCCACGUGGUGGCCUCCGGGGAUACCCAGGUCUGGGCCGUAUUGCCAGCGCCCCACCACUGUCCAUAAGCCUCGGCGUGCUUGUCCACGCCGUCGGAAUGGGCCCCUUACGACUCCACGGCUUCCUGAGCCGGGUUUCGCAGUCAAGUGCCCUUGGCGGCUCCUCGCAGUCAAGUGCCCUUGGCGGCUCCUCGCAGUCAAGUGCCAGCGCCGGCUCCUCGCAGUCAAAUGCCGUGCCGGCUCCUCGCAGUCAAGUGCCCGUGCCCAUGCGGCUCCUCGUAGUCAAGCGGCGACCCAGCCAGUCUGUCAAUUGCUUUUCUAAGCAGGAAAAAAUCCCUUUCACGCUUAUCUCCCCAAAUAAAUGA
Nerophis lumbriciformis (worm pipefish) is the source of this 2376-nucleotide messenger RNA. NCBI's taxonomy places the organism in Eukaryota, Metazoa, Chordata, Actinopteri, Syngnathiformes, Syngnathidae. The record is from RefSeq and is a predicted model, not a curated record.